Molecule: messenger RNA, 1278 nt
Organism: Lolium rigidum
Lineage: Eukaryota; Viridiplantae; Streptophyta; Magnoliopsida; Poales; Poaceae
Product: homogentisate geranylgeranyltransferase-like
Exons: 14
Coding region: 1-1221 (406 amino acids)
Cellular component (GO): membrane
Molecular function (GO): prenyltransferase activity
Source: RefSeq, a predicted model, not a curated record
AUGGAGGCCACCGUGGCGGCGCCGGCGGCGCAGCUGUUAACAGAUAGGAGAGCGCCCAGAUGUAGGGCUCAGUUGGGAGCGACGAGAUUUUCCUGCCCAGGCAGAUUUGCAGUGGAAGCUUUUGCAGCCCAAUCUCAAAGCAGUGCUACUACUGCCAGGCAUAGAUUCAGUGCCACUUCUCAAGCUACUAGCCCUAGAAGAAUCAGAAGGAGGCAGUGUGCAGAUGAUCAUCCAGACUUCCAAGUUGGAUGCAGCGAGGUUGCUCGUGAUCAGCAUCAUCUCGACGCGAAUAGGUUUGAGGAAAUCCGUGGAGAAGUUUCAAAGAAAUUGCUCGCUUUCCAACAGUUUUGCAGGCCACACACAAUCUAUGGCACUAUAAUAGGUAUAACUUCAGUGUCUCUUCUGCCAAUGAAGGGCCUAGAUGAUUUUACCAUGACGGUACUACGAGGAUAUCUUGAGGCUUUGGCAGCGGCUUUAUGUAUGAACAUAUAUGUGGUAGGACUGAAUCAGAUAUUUGACAUUCAGAUUGAUAAGGUCAACAAGCCAGGCCUUCCAUUGGCGGCUGGGGAAUUUUCCAUAACAACCGCUGCAUUCUUAGUACUCAUAUUCUUGAUCAUGAGCUUUAGCAUCGGAAUACAUUCUGGAUCGGCGCCAUUGAUGUGCGCAUUAAUUGUCAGCUUCAUCCUUGGAAGUGCAUACUCAAUUGAGGCUCCAUUUCUCCGGUGGAAACGGCACGCGUUCCUUGCUGCAUCAUGUAUCCUGUUUGUGAGGGCUAUACUGGUCCAGUUAGCAUUCUUUGCACACAUGCAGCAUCAUGUUCUGAUGAGGCCCUUGGCACCAACAAAAUCACUUGUCUUUGCAACAUUUUUCAUGUGCUGCUUCUCUGCAGUCAUAGCUCUAUUCAAGGAUAUUCCUGAUAUUGAUGGAGACCGGGAUUUUGGCAUCCAAUCCUUGAGUGUGAAAUUGGGCCCUCACAGAGUAUAUCAACUAUGUAUAAGCAUACUGUUGACAGCCUAUGGGGCUGCCACUCUGGUAGGGGCUUCAUCCACAAAUCUCUUUCAGAAGAUCAUCACUGUAUCCGGCCAUGGCCUGCUUGCUUUCACGCUUUGGCAGAGGGCACGGCACUUUGAAGUUGAGAACCAAGCGCGUGUCACAUCAUUUUACAUGUUCAUUUGGAAGCUAUUCUAUGCAGAGUAUUUUCUUAUACCAUUUGUACAAUGAGAAUGUACAAGGGCCGGCAUUUCUGAACUAUGUACGCAUGUAGAGCAAAUUAGGUGG